AUGAAUCAUCAACAGCUUCAGAAUCCAUCUUCUCACCUUUCUACAAAUCGACUUAAAAAGUACCUUCUUGCUUGGGCGCAACAGGACCACUUUGAAUUUCAACAAGCCCCGACUCCGAGAGAUGGACAAUCAACUCGACGAUCGGUGGAUGUCAACAACACCACCCGGACCAAAGUCAUUGCCGGUCCUUCUUUACUCGAACUUCGACACAGUCCAUCAUCUCAUGGUCGUGUUGGGAAGAACAGAUCACGGUCUCGAUCCGCACCUUGCAACUUUCCACCAAGGUCAACACUUCUUUCAACUAGGUCUUGUUCUCCUGCAAGUACCUCUGAGGUAUAUGCCAGUCCUUCAUUGACCUCCCCAUCUGGACACUGCUCCUAUGGAGAAGAAUCAGAGACUGAGAUUUCAGUUUGUGAAACGUUGAGAUCACUCUCUACAGAUGAUUCCAUAACCACGAGCGACUCGGAAGACACUCAGGUCUCUGAGCCUUCAACCACCGAGGGUGAUGAUGAUGUCAUCUCAUCAAAGGCUGGUCAAUUCUUUGAUGAAGAUGUCAGAUUUCCUCCGGUUCCAUCUGUCAUUGAAGGUCCUUUAGAUUUUUCUUUAGUUGAGCAAGUCAGAUGGGAAGAUUGCGCUAAAAGAAGGAUUGCAAGGAUGGUGGAAAAAGAGCCGGUUGUAGCAUCACAAGUGGUUGAUACCGGGUGCGAUGCUAUACCUCUUGCUGUAAAGCAAGACAUCAUUACUUGGUUAAUUGCCUUUGAACAUCGGAUCAGCGAUUAUCCAAAUAUCUCCCUUCCCACGAGACAUCGGGCUAUCAUACUGUUUCAUCAGUUUUGUGCUUCGGACACCAUGUCAAACAUCGAUGCCGAUCGAAUCAAACGUCGAUGCGGAUCGAAUCAAACUCCGAGCACAUCGAAUCGGUGUGGCUUGUCUUACAUUGGCAUGUAAAGUAGACAUCGAUUUCUUGGCACCGUUAGAGGUGAUGCCAUUGGUAUUUUGGGAAUGUAGUGUGGUGCAGUCG
Molecule: messenger RNA, 1021 nt
Organism: Melampsora larici-populina 98AG31
Lineage: Eukaryota; Fungi; Basidiomycota; Pucciniomycetes; Pucciniales; Melampsoraceae
Exons: 4
Coding region: 1-948 (315 amino acids)
Source: RefSeq, a predicted model, not a curated record